Molecule: messenger RNA, 1392 nt
Organism: Pipistrellus nathusii (Nathusius's pipistrelle)
Lineage: Eukaryota; Metazoa; Chordata; Mammalia; Chiroptera; Vespertilionidae
Source: the annotation of a GenBank genome assembly
AUGGCCUCGGAGAGCAUGUUCGAGUCAUUUCCUUCGUACCCACAGUGCUUCAUGCGGGAUGCCAGCACGAGCCGCCGCUUCACGCCGCCGUCCACCGCGCUGAGCCCGGGCAAGAUGAGCGAGGCGCCGCCGCUGGGCGCCCCGGACGCCGCCGGCCUGGCCGGCAAGCUGAAGAGCGGCGACCGCAGCAUGGUGGAGGUGCUGGCCGACCACCCCGGCGAGCUGGUGCGCACCGACAGCCCCAACUUCCUCUGCUCCGUGCUGCCCACGCACUGGCGCUGCAACAAGACGCUGCCCAUCGCCUUCAAGGUGGUGGCGCUGGGGGACGUCCCGGACGGCACGCUGGUCACGGUGAUGGCGGGGAACGAUGAGAACUACUCGGCCGAGCUGCGGAACGCCACGGCGGCCAUGAAGAACCAGGUGGCCAGGUUCAACGACCUGCGGUUUGUCGGCCGCAGCGGACGAGGGAAGAGCUUCACGCUGACCAUCACCGUCUUCACGAACCCGCCGCAGGUCGCCACGUACCACCGAGCCAUCAAGAUCACCGUGGACGGGCCCCGGGAACCUCGAAGACACCGUCAGAAACUAGACGAUCAGACCAAGCCGGGCAGCUUGUGCUUUUCCGAGCGGCUCAGUGAGCUGGAGCAGCUGAGGCGCACGGCCAUGCGGGUCAGCCCGCACCACCCCGCCCCCACGCCCACCCCGCGCGCCUCCCUGAGCCACUCGGCGGCCUUUAACCCUCAGCCUCAGAGCCAGAUGCAGGACACCCGGCAGCUCCAGCCGUCCCCGCCCUGGUCCUACGACCAGUCCUACCAGUACCUGGGCUCCAUCGCCUCCCCCUCCGUGCACCCAGCGACGCCCAUCUCGCCGGGCCGGGCCAGCGGCAUGACCACCCUCUCCGCGGAGCUCUCCAGCAGGCUCUCCACGGCCCCGGAGCUGACGGCCUUCGGCGACCCACGCCAGUUCCCGGCGCUGCCCUCCAUCUCGGACCCGCGCAUGCACUACCCGGGCGCCUUCACCUACUCGCCGACACCCGUCACCUCGGGCAUCGGCAUCGGCAUGUCGGCCAUGGGCUCGGCCUCGCGCUACCACACGUACCUGCCGCCGCCCUACCCGGGCUCCUCGCAGGCGCAGGGCGGCCCGUUCCCCGCCGGCUCGCCGUCCUACCACCUGUACUACGGCGCCUCGGCCGGCUCCUACCAGUUCUCCGUGGUGGGCGAGCGCUCGCCGCCCCGCAUCCUGCCGCCCUGCACCAACGCGUCCACGGGCGCCGCGCUGCUCAACCCCAGCCUGCCCACGCCCAGCGACGCGGGCGAGGCCGAGGGCAGCCACAGCAGCUCGCCCACCGUGCCCGCCGCGCGCCUGGAGGAGGCCGUGUGGCGGCCCUACUGA